This is a messenger RNA of Nasonia vitripennis (jewel wasp), 1856 nucleotides long. RefSeq lists its product as uncharacterized. The record is from RefSeq and is a predicted model, not a curated record. The transcript is spliced from 2 exons. Gene Ontology annotation, molecular function: protein binding. NCBI's taxonomy places the organism in Eukaryota, Metazoa, Arthropoda, Insecta, Hymenoptera, Pteromalidae. The coding region runs from base 1262 to 1756 and encodes 164 amino acids.
CAAAAUGUCUAAAUCUAACAAAUCUUACAUAUAAAAAAGUCGCGACAAAGUGCAGCCGAGAGACGGAUAACCGCGGCGUUACCUCGGUAACGCCUGGAAAAGAGCAGCUCACUGUUCAGCGAUUUUUCCUCGGCCGUAGCUUUAUAACGGGAGAAAUGUUGGAUAUACGUGGAUCGAAUUGUGAGCUGCGGUGCGGCGGUUCCGGCGAUUUAUGCGAAAGUCACGGACUAGUCUCGAAACUGCAGCAGCUCCAGUUUUGCGGACGACCAACAAUCGUAGUCAGUUCGAGCAAUUAGGAUCUGAUGUGAACUUUGGAACUGUUGCGGUAGCUGAUCGCUACUGUAGGGCUUUUUUAAUGUAUUUUUCGACUGGAAAAUUUAAUUUCGAUUCGUGCGUCGUUUCGCAGAUUCGAUAAAAAUUAUGCUCGACGCUCUGAUGGUGCUUUACGUCUUGCGGGGCUAAUUCACUAUGCAGAGAAUUUAAUUAAAACUCACGACGACGUUGAAAAGUCGGCUGUACUCGAGCAUUUCUACUUGUAUAUUUGUAAAAUAGGAAAAAAUAGUGCUUCGGCAAGAAUUUAUCAAUAUUGAGCGGCAACUCAGCGCGGACUUUUUUGCAUAGCGAUAUUUUUUUUUUUGCUUGUUUUGCAAAGUCGAUGGAUGAGCUUCGCUCGAGACUUUAAUUCGAGAAAGAUGCUAUCCGUUUCCGAUAUACACUGUCGCGUCGGAGCUCGUAUUAUUUUGUAUCGCUAUGUUACGAAUCUUUUUGCUUGCGGAUUGUAAUCUGUCAUAAGAGAUAUACCUAUAUCUUUAUGAUCCACACGUGCGCCUAAAACGUGACUCGAUGCGCGAGCCAGUGGAUAAAGUGGAAUGUUGGUAUAUUUUCCAUAGAAAGGUUUUCGAGAUAUCCUCUUUGGAUGUAGCUUCUAUGUAAAUCAAAAAAUGCGAAUAUCUCCUUAUCAGCCGUUGUCUGCUGGUGGAUGUUACUGACUGCACUUCCUUACGUUAGUCAUAGAAAUGAUCGCAUUUCUCGUACAUUCUUUAUAUACAUUGUGAUAAACAUUCCCGCAAGCCUAGUCCUGUACGAAUAAUUCGUGAUAAAAUACUUGUAUGUGCAUUGUGUCAGUUUCCUGAGAGAUACAGAGCCACAGUACAUAAAUAUUUUUAUAAAGCAGUCGUGAUUCAGUCUUCGUACGAGUAUAGACAGUUUUGACGAACCUUUUUGUAAGUGACAAAAAUUUAUAUAAUUCAGUUAUUCAGUUAUGGCUGCAAAGAAAAAUUCAAUUAUACCUGCACUACUAAUACCGAUACCAUUUUCGUGGAGAGUAAACGGCGUUACUUAUUCUGAAAGUUGGGGCGUAACCCAAUUCGAAGAGUCAAAUCUGAAGUACGCGUGGAUGAUAAAUAAUUUCAAGUCGAUUACCUUAAAAAAUCUGAGCGAUCCUAUUUACUCGCCAGACUUUUGGCCGUCUGGCAAUGAAAGUUUUAAAUGGCAUCUUAAACUAAAUCCACAAUCUAGUUCUGUAAAAGGAGAAACAAGUUAUACCUUCAAAGGAAUUACUGGUCUGGGGUGGGAAACCUUCAUCGAGCGUAACAAGGCAUUCAAUAGUUGUCAAUCAAAUGGCACUUUGAAAAAUGCACCCAACGUCAUCCAAUCGACCGGAUAUAAGAACCUGGAACGGUCAAAGCCGAGUCUCAUGUAUGAAGCUUUUCGCACUUUGGUCCAGGAGUACCGUUUAGGUAUACAAGCGCCUUGAGUUUGAUCCAAAAGUAAAAUUAAUUCUAUUACAUAAUCAUCAAUUUUUAUCUGUUACAUUAGAACUAUCUCUGCCAAUAAAAAUACGAAACAUUAAUUUA